UUAAUAUAUAUUUUGCAGUGAAAAGAUGCCAUCCCUUUGGUGUCCUUUCUUUAAUAACAACGAUCCGAACCGAAGGGCUAGUAAUGAAUUGGAUAAGAAAAUAGCCGUUUGGAUGAAACAAUACAAGAAGUCUAUUAAAUUGCUUUUAUUAGGCGCCGGUGAGAGCGGAAAGACUACAAUCAUUAAACAAAUGAAAAUUCUUCACAUCGAAGGCUUUUCUGAUAGUGAAAGGAAAGAGAAAGUCCAUGAAAUCAGAUGUAAUUUAUUAGAAGCCAUUAAAGAAUUGACAGAGAAUAUGCCAUACCUUAAGCCUCCGAUAACUUUAUGCAACAAUAAUAACCAAAAGAGUCUAGACUUUGUACAUAAUCUGGAUAUGUCUACCGCAGCCAACUAUCAUUACCCGGAAGAGUUCUACGAUCACGUUAAACGUCUCUGGAAUGACCCCGGAGUACAAGAGUCAUACCGCAGAUCCAAUGAAUUCACUUUAAUUGAUUGUGCAAAAUAUUUUUUGGAUAAAAUCGAUGUAAUACGUGGUGAAAACUAUAAGCCGUCAGAUCAGGACGUAUUGAACUGUCGUAAGAGGACGAGUGAAAUACAGAGAAUUGAAUUCGAAGUGAAAGUUCCGCUUCAAUUCGGAGGCGGGUCUCAAAUGUUUUGGAUGUUUGACGUCGGAGGACAGAGAGGGGAGAGACGCAAAUGGAUACAAGUGUUUGACGGCAUAACCGCUAUACUGUUUUUAGUGGCGAGUUCUGGAUUUGACACCAAUCUUAGAGAAGACAAUCAGACGAAUCGACUCCGAGAGUCGCUGUCACUGUUCGAAGACGUCUGGAGCAGCAAAUUCCUGAUCGAUUCCGGUUUCAUACUAUUCCUCAACAAACAGGAUGUACUCAAAGAGAAGAUCGAAAGGGGCUCUAAAAUAGUCAACUAUUUCGCCGAAUACGACAAUUAUGUCAUGUCUGCCAAAGACGGCGACCCAAACGACCCGUACUUAAAGGCGCGCUGUUUUAUACGCGAAAUGUUUCUAGAGAUCACUCGCAAACCGCCGGAUCACAGGAAGUUCAGUACUUCCAACUAUGUUAACCAAAACUCCAUUCAUGAUAAAAAGCGGGAGUGUUUCUGUCACUUCACGACCGCCACCGACACCAACAAUAUAAAGCGUGUCUUCGAGAACGUCCACACAAUGAUCAUAAUGCAAAACUUAGAGCACAUCGGACUCACAUAACUCGCACUUAACGUACAUUUUAUAAUCAAUUACUCGCCUUUUUUAGCAC
Molecule: messenger RNA, 1271 nt
Organism: Medioppia subpectinata
Lineage: Eukaryota; Metazoa; Arthropoda; Arachnida; Sarcoptiformes; Oppiidae
Source: the annotation of a GenBank genome assembly